Cadophora gregata is the source of this 1176-nucleotide messenger RNA. RefSeq lists its product as uncharacterized. The record is from RefSeq and is a predicted model, not a curated record. Lineage: Eukaryota; Fungi; Ascomycota; Leotiomycetes; Helotiales; Ploettnerulaceae. The transcript is spliced from 3 exons. The coding region runs from base 1 to 1176 and encodes 391 amino acids.
AUGUUAUCCAAUCUUUUCCUCGUGCUGAUCUCCGCCAAUGCGGCUUUCAGCGCCACUCUUUACGUUUCGCCAUCCGGCUCAGAUACCGCAGCCGGAACACUCGCUGCUCCUUACAAGUCUAUUCAAGUCGCAGUGAACAAAGCUGUCGCUGGUGACACUAUUUACUUGCGCGCUGGAACAUACUCGCUUACAACCAACAUCCAGAUCAAAUCCAAGAGUGGAACUGCCUCAGCUCCGAUUACACUCUCGUCGUACUCGGGCGAAAAGGUAGUCAUUGAUGGAGAAGGUCUUCCUUAUACACCUGCUGCUCUGGACGCGAGUCUUCCGGCCGCCAGCCGAGGUAUCUUGCACAUUGAGAAAGCGAACUACUGGAAGUUCUAUGGAUUGGAGCUGAAAAAUGGCCCAUACGGGGUGUACGCCGUGGACAGCUCUAACAACUACUACGAGCGUCUCAUCACCCGGGACAACUACGAGACUGGCUUCCAGAUGCAAGGAGCUUCUGCCAAGAACACCAUCCUUUACCUUGAUUCUUACGGAAACCGUGAUCCGCGCAAAAACGGCGAGAGUGCGGACGGAUUUGCUUGCAAGGAGGGAAGUGGAGAGGGCAACCUCUUGAAAGGAGCAAGACUUUGGAAUAAUGUCGAUGAUGGUCUUGACUUGUGGGAGUUCAAGUCUGCUGUUACUAUUGAGGACACCAUCUCAUGGGGUAACGGCGUCAACCGCUGGGGAUUCUCCGACUUCCAGGGCGACGGAAACGGCUUCAAGCUCGGCGGCGGAGACGCCGCAGACAAAGGCCCAGCCAACCACGUCAUCACCAACUGCAUCGCCUUCCAAAACGCCGCCAAAGGCUUCACCGACAACAGCCAAACCGGCAACUUCGUCUUCACGCGCAACACAGCCUGGAAGAAUGGCGACACUGGCUUUAAGUCUUCCACUGCGGCGUCGACUUUCAAGUCCAACAUCGCUGUCAAUAACGGAAAUAGCCAGGUUAGUCUUAGCGGGAAGUAUACUCAGACUGGGAAUAGCUGGCAGAGUGGAACGUGGAAUGAUGCUAGUUUCAAGAGCACUAGUUCUGCGGCUGUUACGGGUGCGAGGGCGAGUAAUGGGAAGGUUGUGGGGAGUGACUUUUUGAUCCCCACCAGUGGGGCUGCGAUUGGAGCGACGACUUACUGGUAA